UAAUGUUUUGCUUUCCAUGUUUUCCGUAAAUACCAGCACUGUUCACAGGCUACAGUAAAGUGCACUACAAUUUUCGUUCACGUGUAAAAAGAAACUGUAAUUAAGCUAGACGUUUUUAAUGCGAAAUAAUAAUUAAUACAUAAAACUUCCUGAAAAGCCACUUAGAAGUAGGAUCACUUGUUAAUAGAUAACUCAAAGGAGCCACAACAUGCAGGAUCCUAACGAAGAUACUGAAUGGAACGAUGUUCUACGAGCUAAAGGCAUUAUUCCGCCGAAGAAAGAGAAGGAGAUUACGGAGGAUGACAUAAUUGGCAUGAUUGAAAAUACUAUUGAGCAGAGGCAGAAUCAGAAUAAAGAUCUUUCAAAAAUGGGCUUAGACGAACUGGAUGAGUUAGAAGACUCGGAAGAUGAAGCAGUAUUGCUUGAAUAUCGCAAGAAAAGGAUAGCCGAGAUGCAAGCGUUGGCACAGGGGGCCAAAUUCGGUUCUGUUAUAGAAAUAUCUGGACAAGAUUACGUCGAUGAAGUUGCUAAAGCCGGAUCAGGCAUUUACGUAGUUUUACAUCUAUACAGCCGUGGGGUGCCUUUUUGCUCAUUGAUUAAUCAACACAUGUCACAGUUGGCGCCAAUGUUCCCGGCAACGAAAUUUGUCCGCGCCAUUGCCACAACAUGUAUUCCAAACUAUCCGGAGCGAAAUCUUCCCACAAUUUUUGUUUACUUUGAGGGUCAAUUGAAGAAGCAAUUUGUAGGGCAAAUCGAGCUGGGUGGUCCAAACCUAACGUGUGAGGAGCUGGAAUACAUGCUAGGGCAAACGAAAGCAAUUGAGAGCAGUAUUACAGAGGAUCCACGUAAAGCGAAAGCUGUCAAGGAUAAAAUGUUUGCCGAUUUGACCGAUAGUAACGAUUGGUAGACGGAAUUACUUACGGUCAGAUUUACAUUAAUUGUAUCUUUUACAAUGCGAACAAUAAAGUGCUUUUAUGAAUUAUUUAUUGAAUAACAGCUAUUA
Messenger RNA from Wyeomyia smithii (pitcher-plant mosquito), 1003 nucleotides. It is a transcript of the gene viaf, whose product is annotated as viral IAP-associated factor homolog. Gene Ontology annotation, cellular component: cytoplasm. The transcript is spliced from 2 exons. Lineage: Eukaryota; Metazoa; Arthropoda; Insecta; Diptera; Culicidae. Bases 209 to 907 code for a protein of 232 amino acids. The record is from RefSeq and is a predicted model, not a curated record. Gene Ontology annotation, biological process: protein folding.